Messenger RNA from Cydia strobilella, 5092 nucleotides. It is a transcript of the gene Oseg4, whose product is annotated as WD repeat-containing protein 35. The transcript is spliced from 22 exons. Bases 284 to 3400 code for a protein of 1038 amino acids. Gene Ontology annotation, cellular component: intraciliary transport particle A; non-motile cilium. The record is from RefSeq and is a predicted model, not a curated record. Gene Ontology annotation, biological process: protein localization to cilium; non-motile cilium assembly; intraciliary retrograde transport. Gene Ontology annotation, molecular function: protein binding. NCBI's taxonomy places the organism in Eukaryota, Metazoa, Arthropoda, Insecta, Lepidoptera, Tortricidae.
CAUUGUUGUUGUUCGAGUUAUUUCAGUAUUUUUCGUUAUUUAUAGUAAAAGUUUUCAAUUAAAAAGUGAAAUAUAUACAACCAAUUCGACAUACACUUAAAACUUAAUUCACAGCAAUUCUUCUGUAUCUCAGUUUUUAUUAUAUGAUGCGAACUUUGUCGAUGUAUGAACACUUAUAAAAGUUAUCGAAUAUUUAAUUCAAUUACUACAACUAGUCUAGUAAAUGUUUAUUAAUUGAAAUAAAUUCGUUUAUUGUCCAUUUGUGCGUAAAACAGACUACAAAAUGUUCAUUUAUAUGAGUAAAAAGAUUGCCAUUCCCAAGCAGUCAAAUGUUACUUGUAUAUCAUGGAAUCAUUCGUCAGGCUAUAUUGCAGUGGGCGGGGAAGAAGGAAUGUUAAAAGUUUUAAAAUUGGAGUCUGGUGGUGGAGGAAAUCUGUCUAUGAACUUAAGUCUGGAAGGGCACACGGGCCAAUUGCAAGUGGCUAUUUGGAAUGAAGUGUACCAGAAACUGACCACAAGUGAUGAACAUGGAGUCAUCAUUGUCUGGAUGUUGUACAAGGGUUCCUGGUAUGAAGAAAUGAUAAACAACAGAAAUAAAUCUACUGUCUCAAGUAUGGCUUGGGGCUCAGAUGGGCAAAAGAUAUGCAUUGCCUAUGAGGAUGGUGCUGUAAUUGUAGGAUCUGUGGAUGGGUCCAGGGUGUGGGGUAAAGACAUAAAAGGGCCUGGCCUUACUGCUGUGCAAUGGUCUCCUGACAACACUCAGUUGUUGUUUGCUUUGGUUGGUGGAGAGCUGCAGUUGUAUGACGACCAAGGAAAUUUAACAAUGCCAGUUGCCAUAAAUGGUGUGACAGCAUCAAUGGAGGUGGUCGCAAUGGAUUGGUACGCCGGCAAGGCGCCGCCCAACCGACCAGUGUUGAUGAUAUGCUACAAAAGUGGAAUUAUAUUGCUUAUGAAAAAUUGCGUGGAAGAAGAUAGCAUAGUAGUUGAAACUAACAUGAUGGCUAUUGACUGCCAUUGGAACCACAAUGGAACUGUGUUGGCGGCCGCCGGGUGCACAUCAGACCAGACCAAUGUGGUACAAUUCUUCAGUGCCUAUGGGGAGCACAUUCGAACAUUACGAGUCCCUGGCGGAGCGAUGCGCUCCCUAUCCUGGGAGAAGCGGUCCCUGCGUCUCGCCAUCGCCAUCGACUCGUUCAUCUACUUUGCCAACGUGAAGCCAGACCACAAGUACGCGUUCUACGGGAACACGCUGGCAUACGUGUCGGGCACGGAAACGGUUACCUUCUGGGAUACAGUUACGUUACAGUCGUGGAUGAACCACAUUCCGGACGUGAUAGAUAUGUGCGGCGCGGAUGAGUAUUGUGUUAUUGCCACACUCAAUAUGCUGAUUAUCUCCAAUCAGCAGGGGAUUCAAUGUGACGCUAAGGCUGUAAGUAUACCCAUUGUGUACGUGGCUAUCAACAGCAAAGCGACGGUAGUUGCUGCGUCGAAAGAAUCAUUUCUGGUUUGGAAGUUCUCUACGCCGUCCAGACCAAAAAGCACAGAACAUUUAUUUCGCGCCGACGGGACUCCGGUUACAACAGGAGAUGUCAGCUACCAAGACGAUACCAUUUGCUGUAUAACUUGCUCAGAUAGCCAUCUGCUGGUCGGUAGAGAUUCUGGCACGAUUCUGUUCUUCUCACUUGUGAAUUUCAAGAAGAUUACUUCGAUCAAUAUGAAUUCGAGGCCGUACAAAUUAGGACUUAAUUCUAAUUCCAGCAAAUUCUACGUAAUCGACCAGCCCGGUUCAUUAUACCUCCUCGACACCGACAUGGCCAACAACAUCAGCGUGGGGCAGGCGCUACGCAAAGACGUGUGGAGCGCGCUGUGGGCGAGUGACAACCCACAGAUGCUGGCCGUGGCUGAAAAGGCGCGCCUUUAUGUCAUGCGCGACACGGAGCCCGAGGAGCCGCUCGCGAUGCAGGGCUAUCUGUGCACAUUCAAGGAACUGGAGAUCACAUCAGCGCUACUAGACGGAAUCACGGACAAGUGCACGCCGCAGCACAUCGUACGAGUGGAAGUCAAGUCUCUUAGGGACACUCGGCAGCUCAUCGAGAAGGUCGGCUUGAAGGAGGCCGAGAACUUCAUUAAGGAUAACCCACACCCGCAGUUAUGGUUGCUAUUAGCUGAAGCAGCAUUAAAAGAUUUAGAAACCGAGUCAGCCUUGGAGACGGCGGAGGCGGCCUUCGUACGGCGUAACGACUACGCGGGAAUUAGAUUCGUCUCCCGACUGAACGCGCUGCAUUCGAAUGCGCUGAAGAAGGCAGAAAUACUCGCUUACUUUAAAGACUUCGAUGCAGCUGAAAAGAUAUACCAUGAUGAAGAUAGGCGGGACUUGGCUAUAGCACUACGGAAACGCCUCGGCCACUGGUUCCGCGUGGUUGAACUGCUCAAGCAAUCCGCAAGCACCACGGACGCGCAAGUCAAGCAGGCCUACAGCAACAUUGGCGACUACUAUAUAGACCGACAGAAUUGGACCGGAGCACUCGAGUAUUACACGAUGUCCAAUAACACGGAGGGGUUGAAGAAAUGUUACAUGGCGCUGGAGGACAACGAAGCCCUGUCGAAGCUGUUCACUGGCUCGCCUAGGCAACCUAAAGAUGCACCCAUGAAAACGAACAAUGACGAGAUGGGUGACAUCAUCAAUGAAACACCUUCCAUUCAAGGAAUUAUGCAGCUAAAGGAGACGGGUCGUAUGUUACAAGCUGCGGCCAUGGCAUUUCAGCUUGCUAACAUGGAGGCAUCAAAAUGCGUGUCUCCAUCCCGCAUAAAGAAAUUAUACAUUCUAGCCGGACACCUGUACACUCAGAAUUCUGUGGACGGAGCAAGGGGUCGGGAGGCCACACGAAGCUUUCGCCUGGGCGCCGCCCAGCACUGGUUCGCGAUGGCGGCCGCGCGCGCGCUCGCCCGGCCGCCGCGCCCCGACGCCGCGCUGCGCGCCGCCGGCCGCGCCUGCGCCGUGUUCCACGACUUGCAUCCCGCGCAGCAUCUACAGGUAUGGUGCACAAUAGCAUCGAUAGCAGUGGAAGCGAGAGCGUUUGAAUUAUGUUCGAAGGCAUUCAUUAAACUCGAAGCUAUCGAUCCCGACAACUUUGAAAAGUUGGCAAUAGAAAUUUUUACGAGAUGUAAACCUAAGGAUGUAAAGGGAAAUAAAAUCGAUUGCCCAAAUUGUAAUGCCGCCAUACCGGAAUGGAAAGCAGUGUGCCCCAGCUGUGACACCGUGUUCCCGGGCUGCGCGGUGUCGGGGCGCGCGCUGGUGGCGCCGCGCGCCGUGUGGGCGUGCAGCGCGUGCGGCGCGCGCGCGCAACACCACGAGCUCGUGCUGCGACACUCCUGCCCCAUGUGCCACGCGCCGCUUUAAGACCAAACGAACGAGUCACGUGCGCAAGGAAAUGUUUCCAGGAAAGCAGAUGGCCGAUAUAAGGCCAAGCAAACGUGUGACGUGUUCCCGGGCUGCGCGGUGUCGGGACGCGCACUAGAGAGGCGCCGCGCGACACUCCUACCCCAUGUGCCACACACCGCUGUAAGGCCGUCUUCAGAUUGGGACAUCGCUAUAGAGGCCGUGCACGUUGGAGGGUCUGCCAUCUUGUGACCUGAAUCGGAAACAUAAAACUGUACAUUGACACUUCCCGCCAAAGCAGUGCUGCCCUCUACAGUUCACGUACGUUUUCUUGUGCAUUGUAUUGUAGGUUCCGCCAUCUUGUAGGCUGUAGCUUAAACUUGACAUUUACACUUUGCGCCAAUAAACAGGGGGUCUCCUGAGCUGCCCCUAUAGUUCAUGCACGUUUCCUUUGUCAGUGGAAUAUAGGCAGAGAUAAUCAUACUGUAUUUUUCUUAUGUUAGUAUUUUAACCCCAAAAAGAGGUAGUUUUUUUUUAUUCUACUGAUCACUGUUACUGACAAAACUUGUUUGCCAGACUAUAUUUACGUGCGCUGUCUCGCUCACACCCAGAAGCAGCGUCCUGAUCCGCAUCACUGUGAUAAACGAGAUGUAUUAACCGACUAUUCACGCUGCCGGACUGAUUGCCGACGAUUCAUACUGGACGCUAUUUUAUUUUAUGAAACAAUUACUUCAAGUAGGUAAUGCCUACUCGAGUUUUUAGUCUCCUUGCCAUUGUGUCGCUUAACUUCAAACUCGGGUAAAUCUAUUCGACUGUCUUAGCAAAUAUCUACCCAUUACAUUUUCUUAAUACCAAAAUCGUAUACCUAAUCUGACAUGGAUUUACCCACGAUUUACCCGAGUUUGAAGUUAAGCGACUCAAUUAUUCAUCUUUAAAAAAAAGUAAAACCGACUUCAAAAUGGAUAAAAUAAAAUAUUAUCCCGUCUUAUAUGCGCUAGCAACCGAAACGCUUGAAGUCGGUGCCAACCUGCCAACCCAAAUAGUUACAAUUAUACUGGUUCUUUCUUUCUUAUCAAACUACACCAGGGUUGGCAUUCGUAGACGCUUUUAAAAUUUGGCUUCAGAACUUACUUGCUUAACAAACAUAAUGAAGAGGACAUAUAGCCAAAAGUGAAAUAUGCGUCGUUAAAGAGUCCCGUUCUCGUCAUCAUCAGCAGUUCCACUUCAUCAAAUGGCACUGUUUUGAAUGAAAAUGCUUAGUUUGUUGAUAAAAAUACUAAAAUCGCUAUAUACAUAUAGGCCUAAAAGAUUUGAGGAGGUCCCUAGAUUCCUCACGGAUCAUCAGAACUGGGUUUUGCCAAAAACGGGACCAACUUGGGACUAUAUACAUUCAAACAAAAAAAUAAUUUUCCAAAUCGGUUCAGAAAUGACGGGAGUUCUGAGGUAACAUACAUACGAAAAAAUAUAGUCAAAUUGAUAACUUCCUUUUUUGAAGUCGGUUAAAAACGAAUAUUAAAUGAAAUAAUAUUUCCUUGUUUUAAAUCACUUUAUUGAUGGUUUUCAAAAGAUGUGUGUGACAUUGUGUUAUUGUUGGUACAGUAACUAGUUGAAUAUGAUGUGACUAGAAAAUUACUGUUGUCUUAGUCUUAUAAAUAACUGUUCUCUAAAUGCAAAGUUUUUAAACAAUAAACGUGUUUAAACUGUAUGUGAAUA